This is a messenger RNA of Dentiscutata erythropus, 1383 nucleotides long. NCBI's taxonomy places the organism in Eukaryota, Fungi, Glomeromycota, Glomeromycetes, Diversisporales, Gigasporaceae. The record is from the annotation of a GenBank genome assembly.
AUGGUUAAAAAAGGAAACAAACACCAAGUUGAUAGCAGUAAUUCUGAUAGUGAAAGUAAUUAUGAACCUAUUGGACGUCAAUUUAUGAGUAUUUGGAAAGAAAUUGAAUUAAGUGAAGAAGUGUCUUGUAGUGUUUACAGAGGAAGGUGUAUUCAUUGUAACAAUGAGUUUAGAUGUGCUAAACCUAUAAAAACCAGAGUUCAUAUUGCACAUGAAUGCCCAAGUUGCCCCGAGUAUAUUAAACGAUAUUAUAAUUAUAUAAUUGCAAAUAAUCAUUUUGAUGAUCCGAAUGUUGAAAAUUAUAUGAUUCCACUUAAAACUUAUUCUGAAGUCAAGAGAAAAAAAUUUAAAUCUGCAAAACUUUCAGAACGACAUCAAAAAGAAAUUGAUGAAACAUUAAUAAUAGCAUUUGUCUCUUGUGGUUUACCCUUCAAAAUAAUUGAGAACCCAUUUAUGAUCAAUCUUCUUAAAGCUUUUUGUUCUGAAUAUAAUCCACCAUCACGUGAAGUACUCGCAGCUAAUUUGAUUGUUAAAUAUUUUAACAAGUCUUAUGUUGCAAAUAAUCUAUUAAGAACUCAAAUGGAAAAACAUAAAAUUGUUGGUGGUGGACUUAAAUAUUAUACUGAAACUAGAUGGACAACAGUUCACGAGUUUAUUACAAUUUUAAAAAGCCAUGGAUUUUUUGAUGAUAUACAAUAUCUAACAGAAAUACUUACACCAAUUAAAUUUGCAAUUCUUGAAGUAGAAGGAAGCCGAUCUAAUCUUGCUGAUUGCUAUAUUGCUCUUCUUAAAAUUGGUGCUAUAAUUAAUGAAUUACCACAAAGAGAAUAUCGUGAAUUUGAAAAUUAUUCAUAUAAAGGAGCUAGACUUAAGUUUGGUAUAUUUCCUAAAAUUGUUUAUCAUGCCGGCAUGUUAUGGAAGUCUUUGGGAAAAACUCAAGAAAGCUUUGAAUCAUUAAUAACUCAAUUACGAGAAUAUAAAAUACAAGAACAUCCUGAUGGAACACCAAAUGCAUAUGCUAUGCCUUAUACAAAUAUUGCUAAAGUUCAUCGAUUUAAUAUUUCACAAACUGAAUCAAAAGCUCGACAAAUUGAAAAUGAUGAAUUAAGCUCUAACUCUGAAUUUUAUGAUUCCGAAGAGGAUGAUGAUUCUCAAGAUGAAGAAAUUGAUCAACUUCUUACUUUAAACUCAACUAAUACUACAGCAAAUGAUUUGGAACUAGAAAUUAAAACAUUCAUUGAUUUUAAUUUGCAAAUUUUUAAUUCAUCUAACAAUAAUAAAGAUGAUUUGAUUGAUAAUAAGAAUUCCGGUAAUGGAGAAGAAAACUUUGAAGAUUAUAAUCCACAAACAAUUAUUGAAAACAUGAAGCUUGAUGAGGUUUGA